ACACACACACACACACACACACACACCUGUCUCUGCUUGGCAAUCAGAGUGUGCUGCAUGUUUGGAGGAUCCUCAGGUUGUUCUGGAGGGUUUUACAUACAGAAAGAUGGGAUCACAAACAAAGAGCAGUCUGGAUCUGUUGGGGACAUGCUGGUUCCUGUCCUCCAUCCUGUUGGCUGCAGCUCUGGUGCUCCCCGCUCUGAGUCUGGACAGCCUGCUGUGUAACUUCUGUCCUCUGCAGCACAAAGGCAAGUCCUGUCCCGACAUCAGCAGCCAGUGUCUGCCUGAUCAGCGCUGCUCCAGCUCCAAAGGACACUUCGGCUCCCUCCACGUCCUCUCUGCUCAGGGAUGCGUGGACGCUGAACUCUGUGGCUCCCAUAAGAUGGACUUUUUUCGAGGGGUCAAGUACAACGUCAGUCACACCUGCUGCUGCAAGGACAAAUGUAACAGCCGGGCAAACACUGACACUAACCUGAAGAAGCUACUGGGGAUGCUCGCAGACAAACUACAUUACCCUAACAUCACCAGUGUUCUUAGAGAGGAGCCUUGGGAUUCAUGUGCAAAUUACACAUCUUCAAAAACCUUACUUACCAAUAAAACCUAAAAGUGUUUGUAUAAAGCUGGGGUGAGGCCUGUCAGCCAUAGGUGCAUACCCGAGUUUUCAAACGGUCACUAGCAUUUCAACAGAUGUUUGUGAUUACCAGUGUUUUACCUAAAUUACUUGGAAAAUGAGAGACAAAAUGCUUCAUUGUCAGUGUUUCAUGUACAUUUUUGCUCCAGAGAGAAAAGGGUGGACAGCUAUCCUCCUGGUAUACUCGAUAAACACAAUUUAUGUGGUAACUUGUGAAUUCAGCAAAAUAAAAGCACCAUGAUUAAA
Eleginops maclovinus (Patagonian blennie) is the source of this 877-nucleotide messenger RNA. RefSeq names its product protein Bouncer-like. The record is from RefSeq and is a predicted model, not a curated record. Gene Ontology annotation, cellular component: membrane. The transcript has 2 exons. Gene Ontology annotation, biological process: sperm-egg recognition. The coding region runs from base 107 to 604 and encodes 165 amino acids. Lineage: Eukaryota; Metazoa; Chordata; Actinopteri; Perciformes; Eleginopidae.